AUGCUUCGUCAUUUAACAUUAACGAUUAUUAUUUUAAUACAAUUUACAGAACAAGAUUUAACACAACAGAACGAUACAAUUAUUGAAACAACAACAACAUUCAAAUUAUCAGUUAAUGAAAAACUGAAGAAAUAUCUCAAAGCAGCAUUAUCGAAACACAAAGCGAUGAGAACAACCAAUAUAACUAGUAACUUUACGACAUUAAACAAACCUAUACUUCCUCCACCAAAUAAAAUUUUUCAUGAAUAUUUACGAUGUCGUCAAUCAAGUUCAAUCCAUGGAUUACCUACUCCUAAUUCAUGUCCAUAUGAAUUCGAAGAAGAUAUUCGUGUUUGUUGGAAAGCAACACAUAAUGGUACAUAUGCAUCGUCUAUUAUUGACUAUGAUCAUGGUUUCAAUAAUUUUUAUCAUAAUGCUCGUUAUGGCAUUGAGAAUUGUACAUUACAACGUUUUUGUCAAAAUAAUGGAACUUGGGCAAUGACUGUUUCACCUGACCUUCAAUGUAAAACAUGUAUUGAUGAUAGACGACCAGUAAAAUUUAAUUCAAUCAGUAUUAUGAUUGAAACGAUGAGUUUAAGUUUAUCUCUUAUAUCUUUAACAAUUGCUAUUUUAUGCAUGCUACAUGUCAAACGAUUGCAUUUACCCCGAAACCUGCUUCAUAUGCAUCUAUUUCUUGCUUUUAUUCUUCGUUCUAUUGUUAAACUUAUAUUUAUACAUAUAAUUAUUGGUGGUUAUACGUAUACAAUGAUAACAUAUACACGGGAUAAAUGUGGAAAUAUAGAAAUUCUUUCAAAAUCAUCAAAUUUAUUUCAUGUUAUUGGUUGUCGUAUAUUAUCGUCAUUAUUUUGGUAUACAGAUGCUGUCGCACAAACAUUUAUAUUUUGUGAAGCUAUGUUUUUAUUUACAGCAUUAACAACUCAUUUAUUUCGUGAUCGUGGUUGUACAUUAUUUGUUCUAUGGGGUUGGUUAAGUCCAUUAGUUUGGUUAACAAUGUGGAUUGCAUCACAUAUAGUAACAGAUAAAUUAAAACAACGAUCAACAUGUUGGUUAGAAGCUGAUCAUACAACAUAUUUUUAUUAUUUCUUUUAUGUUCCAUAUGCCUUUUAUUUAAUUAUUAAUUUUGGUAUAUUUCUUUUUCUUGUUCGAUUACUUUAUUCAAAAUAUCGAUCAAAUUAUGUUUCAACACAUCGAACUGGAAAUCGACAUCUUAUUAAAUCAAUACUUAUAUUAAUUCCAUUAUUUGGUCUUCAUUCAUUAUUUGUUAUGUGGGUUUUUUACCAUAAAAAUCAAGGUCAUACAAUAUGGUAUUAUAUUGCUGUUAUAUUUAAAGCUAUUUUUGGUGAUCUACAGGGUUUUUUCACAUCACUUAUAUAUUUUUAUUUUAAUACGGAAAUUCGUUCGGAAGUUGUUCAACAAUUUCACCGUACUUUAUUAAGUAAUGAUGCUCUACGACGUAGUUCAGCUGGUGAUACAUUAUCAACACGUUUAUCUGUAUUUCGUAUAUCAUUAAAUCGUCGUCGACGUUCAUCAAAUCAAAAUCGUAGUGAAAAAUCUCGUAAAACAACAUUAUGUUCUUCACCACAAGUUUUAAGUACACGUCAAAUAUAUUGGAGAAAAUUUCUUGUAUUUAUUUGUCCUUGUUUAUUUAAUAAUAAUAAUAAUAAAACAUUAGAACAAGUAAAUGAACCACAACAACGAUUAUCUAUUAAACCAAUAAAUUAUCAAAAUGAAACAUUACCAAUUAUUCAAAUAAAUUUAACAUCUGAUGAUAAUAUAGAUGAUAGAAGAUCAUCUUUACUUCUUCAAAAACGUUCAUCAAAAGGUAUAAUUGAUAAUGACAGACCAACAUGUGAUACACUUAUUGCAAAAAAUGAAAAUGAUAAUGAAGAUUUAUCAACCGAUGCAAAUGAUGUUACUAUUAAUCAAACAUCAUUUGCUGGUGAACAAACAUCAAUUAUAUUAAAUAAUACAUCAUUACUAACACGUAAUGAUAUUAAUAAUCAUCAUAUACGAUCAAAAAGUACUGGAUGUAAUUCAAAUGAACGAGCAUCUACAUAUGUUGACGAUAAUAAAUCAUUAAGAUAA
This is a messenger RNA of Rotaria sordida, 2085 nucleotides long. Lineage: Eukaryota; Metazoa; Rotifera; Eurotatoria; Philodinida; Philodinidae. The record is from the annotation of a GenBank genome assembly.